Messenger RNA from Drosophila ananassae, 945 nucleotides. It is a transcript of the gene B9d1, whose product is annotated as B9 domain-containing protein 1. Bases 157 to 891 code for a protein of 244 amino acids. The record is from RefSeq and is a predicted model, not a curated record. NCBI's taxonomy places the organism in Eukaryota, Metazoa, Arthropoda, Insecta, Diptera, Drosophilidae. Gene Ontology annotation, cellular component: MKS complex. The transcript has 2 exons. Gene Ontology annotation, biological process: cilium assembly.
GUUUUUUUUACUAAAAAGUGAAGCGUAGAAUUUGAAAAAUAUAGUUCUUCAACCACCUUUUUCAACACUUACCCUUGACAUAAUCAACUGUCAGGUGGAAAAUAUACCAGCAACUUUACGAAAACUCACCCUAAUAGAGAGUCAAAAGGCGGCGCAAUGAGCACCAGCGAAGGUAUCAGUCUCCCGGGCAACCAGGACCCCACUCCGCCACGUGAAAAACAUAAACAAAAGCCCAAACGGGGCAGGAAAAAGUCCAAGGCGCCCAAACAAACUAGAUGUGCGGCGAACACGAUGGACGCGAAAACCACUGCCAGCUACUUCAGCGUGUGCAUCACGGGCCAAAUAGUCUCAGCCACCUUUCCACUGGGCCCGGACAAGGAGUUUGUUUUCCUGCGCUAUGAACUGGUGGCAGGACCUGAUUGGCAACUGGCCUCCGGACCCCAGCACGGACUCACCCAGUUGGCCACCAACCGAAGUGGCCACUUCAACGAACCGAUAGUCUUCAACAUGCCCAUCGAAGUGACCUACAAGAGCACCAGUCCCUUUGGCUGGCCACAAAUCCUGGUGAGCGUUUUUGGACGCAACGGCAGUCAGGGCCGGGAAACCCUACUUGGCUAUGCCCACGUGCAUUUACCUGUGUUUGGCAGCCGCCGUCCUGCCGAGAAUUUGGAGCUAGUGCAGACCCCCAUCCUCAUGCCAAAGUGUCCGAGCAUGCUGGCGGACAUAACCAGUUGGUUGCUGCGCCGGGAGCCGGAACUGAAAGAUCCCAAGGUGCUCCUGGACAACUUGAAGUGCAAGGGUCUGUCGAUGGAGUCCUACGGCAGCUUGGAGUUCCAGCUGACCACCGUGAUGAGGGGAGCCCGCAAGCUGGGCUACCACUGGCAUGCCUGAGGACGAGUUUCCCACUUAUGUGACAAUAAAACGUGAACUUGGAGAAGCGGGAAA